UAGCUGAAAAGCCUCUUUGGGAGGUUUUCAAUUAGAAUCAACAACCUUGUAUUAGACUCCCUGAACUCAGAAGAACCCCCUCAAACUCAAGAGAGAUGCCCAAAUUCAGUAGAGUUCUUAAACUUAAGAGAAGCUCUGUGCUUUAGAGCCCACAAAAAAACCCCAAACUUUAGCCAACUUCCAAGCUGAAAAGCCCCUCAAAUUCAGUAGAAUUCCCAAACUUGAUAUGAACCCUCCCCCACCAAAUUCAGUAGACUCCCAAAACUUUUGAUCCCCUAACUCAAUAGGAUUCUCAAGCUUAACCACCUGUAAGAAAUUCCCUAAACUUAGGAGAAUUUUCUAACUCAGUGGAACCCCAAGUAGAGUAGACUACCUUAAACUCAUUGGAAACCUUAAGCUCAUGGGUACCUCAAAGUCAUCGUAACCUCUGAAUCUAAGAUCCCCCAAGCUAAGGGUAUCCCCCUAAACUCAGGAAAAUUUGAUCCUCACAAUUUACUGCCCAAACCCAAACUCACGAUUUACCACCGAAACCCAAAGGUACCCCAAAAUUCAGGAGCCACCCACCCAAACUCCAGAAAUAUGUUCAGGAUUUUAAAUGCUCCCACCAAUGAGGGCGUGGUAUGGCUCAGAAUUCUAAAGAUCCAGCCAAUGGGAGCAUGGCAUGCAAAUGACCCCAUUAAGCCCCAUAAUUGACUGGCAGCCCCAGGUCACAAAGGGUGGCCUUGGCUGGGCUCUGGAAGCCCUUGAAAGCUCAGGAAAAGUAUUCCUGGGGCUAGGUCCCAGGCAAGGUGGUGCCAAGGGAGGGUUGGGCAAUGGAGCCAGAGACCACCCUUCCCUCUCUCAUCCCAGCGAAGCCCCCCCCAACCAGCAGUCUUGGCCACCAUGGGGAUGCCUUCUCCGCCCUAGACUGUUCCCUGGGCGUCCCGGGCAGGAAGCAGCUUUCCCCAGCUUCCUCACCCCACUUCCUGACUUCCUAUGCCACCCUCCAGCCAAACCUGGCGAUCGGACUCGGGCCAUCCCAUAGCCCUGGGCCGGCCCCAGGGUCCCCGUUCCAGCCCACCACCUCCCAGAAGAAUUCCUAUGUCUCUUUUGGCUUCCCUCCUCUGAGCAGCCAUCAGUGUGACACCCAAAAGGUGUCUGUCCUUUCUGACAAACAGAAUGAAGUUGAGAUCCCAUCACCCACAAUGAAGGAGCGAGAAAAACAGCAAGCGCCGCGACAGAGACCCUCCCAGCAGCCCCCGCCCCCUGUGCCGCAUCUCCAGCCCAUGUCUCAGAUCACAGGGGUGAAAAAGUUGACACAUAGCAGCCUGAACAACUCUAGCAUCCCCCGCUUCGGGGUGAAGACAGACCAAGAAGAGCUCCUGGCGCAAGAACUGGAGAACCUGAACAAGUGGGGUCUCAACAUCUUUUGCGUGUCGGAUUAUGCAGGAGGUCGCUCCCUAAGUUGCAUCAUGUAUACGAUAUUCCAGGAGCGGGACCUGCUGAAGAAAUUCCGCAUCCCUGUGGACACGAUGGUGACAUAUAUGCUGACGCUGGAGGACCACUACCACGCCAACGUGGCCUACCACAACAGCCUGCACGCGGCCGACGUGCUACAGUCCACCCACGUGCUGCUGGCCACGCCUGCCCUGGAUGCCGUGUUUACGGACCUGGAGAUUCUUGCCGCCCUGUUUGCGGCUGCCAUUCACGACGUGGAUCACCCUGGGGUCUCCAACCAGUUCCUCAUCAACACCAAUUCGGAACUGGCGCUCAUGUACAACGACGAGUCGGUGCUCGAGAAUCACCACCUGGCUGUGGGCUUCAAGCUGCUGCAGGAGGACAACUGCGACAUCUUCCAGAACCUCACCAAGCGCCAGCGGCAGAGCCUGCGCAAGAUGGUCAUCGACAUGGUGCUGGCCACGGACAUGUCCAAGCACAUGACCCUCCUGGCUGACCUGAAGACCAUGGUGGAGACCAAGAAAGUGACCAGCUCGGGGGUCCUCCUGCUGGACAACUACUCCGACCGCAUCCAGGUCCUUCGGAACAUGGUGCAUUGCGCGGACCUCAGCAACCCCACCAAGCCACUGGAGCUGUACCGCCAGUGGACAGACCGCAUCAUGGCCGAGUUCUUCCAGCAGGGCGACCGUGAGCGUGAACGUGGCAUGGAGAUCAGCCCCAUGUGCGACAAGCACACGGCCUCCGUGGAGAAGUCGCAGGUGGGUUUCAUAGACUACAUUGUGCACCCGUUGUGGGAGACAUGGGCAGACCUUGUGCACCCAGAUGCCCAGGAGAUCCUAGACACAUUGGAGGACAACCGGGACUGGUACUACAGUGCCAUCCGGCAGAGCCCUUCACCACCGCCCGAGGAGGAGCCAGGGGGGCUAGGCCACCCACCCCCACCCGACAAGUUCCAGUUUGAGCUGACGCUGGAGGAGGAAGAGGAGGAGGAAACAUCUACAGCCCAGAUACCAUCCCCGGCCCAGGAUGCAAUGGAAGGCCAGGGAUUGUCCACCACUGAGGAAGGAUCCCCAGCUCCGGAUGAGACCUCAGCCCAGCCUGCAUUCUCAGCAGAGGAACAGGACAUGUCUCCGGAGAUCGAGGUAGAGGAGGUGUAUGUGAUAGAGCAGCCACACUCAGAAGGCAGUGCACCUAUAGCCCUGGAUGAGCCCAUAUGCCAGGAGGGAUCGGUGGAUGCCGUAAGCUGCAGCAGCCCCCCUGCCCUGUGUCUUGGAAGCCCCCUUCUGCCUGCCUUGAGGACCCCGUCCAUUUCAGAGGAGGCCCCGGGCCUCCCGGGCCUCCCCUCCAUGGCGGCCGAGGUGGGGGCCCAAAGAGAGCAUCAGGCUGCCAAGAGGGCUUGCAGUGCCUGCACAGGGACCUCUGGGGAGGACCCCCCGACACUUCCAGCUCCUGGCGACUGGGAGUCAGGCAGAGACCCCACCUGAGCCCUAGCCCCUGCUCCCUGUGGCCCUCCCUGCUCCCCUGCCCCCACCUGCCCCCACGACCACCUCUUCCUCCGCUGCCUCAAAGACACUUGGCCCUCCUGAGAAAAAAGAAAACAGAAAAGUGGGUUUUUUUCUCUUUUCUUUUUUUCCCCUUUCCCCCCGCCCCCACCCAUGGGGCCCUUUUUUGGAGGUGGGGGCUGGGGAACGAGGGGCUGAGGUCCCGGAAGGGAUUUUAUUUUUUGAAUUUUAAUUGUAACAUUUUUAGAAAAAGAACAAAAAAAAAAAGAAAAAAAAAAAAAGGAUGCAACACAGCAACUGUAGACGCUCCUGUUCCUGGUUCUCCUUUUCCACCUCCAGACCCCUCCCCUCCUCCCUUCCCGCCCCUGUCCCCCAAGUUCAAGACUGAGUCUUCCGGGCCUCUUAGACCUCUGCACUUGGGCCCAACAGGCUGUGGCACCUCAUUCUAGGCUUUUCUUCUGAAUUUCAGAGGGUCUCUCGAAACCAGCCAGGAAAAGCCAUUCUGGGCAGGGCUGGGGGACGGUGGGGACGGGUUUCACUCUGGGAGGCCCCAACUCCAGCCCCUCUCUGGCUCCUUGUCCCCCCCCAACAAAAGUCUUCCGCCUCAUUUUGCACAACCCCGGCAAUACUGACUAGGGGGUCAUCGAGCCGGGGGAGCUGUUCACUUUAGGACGCAGGGGGUGGUGUAGCAGGGGGUGGUGUGGUCAGAAGGGCCUCAGGCCUGAGAUUUGAGGAGGGCCUGACCCCCCUUGCUUGCCACUCCCUUUCCCCUCCCACUUUGGGUUCACUUUGAAUUUUCUCCGUUUGGGGGGGGCGGCUCUGAUCCGCACAUACCCCUCCCCCCUUCCAGCUGCUUGUCCUCUUGUUUCUGCCUUAAUGAUUUCCUUGGCCAUAGGAGAAGGGGGUUGCAGUGGCUGCCACCUGCACCUUGUGUGCAGGCCCAGAGCCCCCAUCCUGGCUGUCCCCCCCGUUUCCCAGCGUCCUCCUUACUCCCUUCCAGACUCUGACCAUAGCCCCCAACCCUUUGCCCUAGGAGGAAGCAAUAAUGGUAUAUACCCUCGUCCCCCAUCCUGGGCAACUGUUCCCACCCUGCCACCAAAGUAAUUUCUCCUUUGGCCUAACCUUGCCUUGCCGAUCCUCUCCCUACCCCCCCCCCUCCACCCCCAGCUAGCCCCUGAGCAAUACGACAGACAGAUGCAAGGCCAUUUUUCUCCAAGCCAUGGGGGACUGUUUGGAAGGAAAGACCCCCUCCCUAGCCCCCAGCCCCCGUCCCCACACCCCUCAGCCUGGUUCUGCCACUAGGCAGAGCAGGGACUGUCUCAUUCAUUGCCUGCCCCCACCCAAUCUGAGCACACGGUACUGUAGCCCCCAAUUUCUCCCUAGCCUUCCAUCUGUCUGUCCCCCCUACCCCAGUGGGGAGUAACCCCCACUUCCCCCUCCCCCACGAUGCUGUACAGGGUUCAUUUUUGUAGCGAAAGUAGUUUCCGUCCCAGCCGGCAACCGGAGUGGGCCUUUUCCUUCCUUUCUUUUCGUUCGUACUUUUUCUUUUUUUUUUUUUUCUUUUUUCUUUUUGUACAUAACUGUAAGGUUGGUUUGUAAAUUAUUCUACAGAGGCAAAAAGGGAAAAUAAACUUGCCCUUCCCUGGCUAACCCUGUCGGGAAGGUAGGGAGGGGGUCUCCCAGAAAGAGAGACCCACUCCUGCUGUAUUAUACAAAUUGUACCAUAGUCCUGGGGACGGGUGGACUCACUACCGCUGCUGUUUUUACGGGAAGUCGUGUCAUCACAGGGGGCGAGCACUAGGCAGAGCCUGCCUCCUCCCCCUUCCCCAAGAGCCAGGGGGUGACUGGUGAGACAGACCCCCACCCCAAUCAGGGCUCCUCUCCCCAGGGUGGGCGCAGGACCCUGUGAGCUGCUUGUGUGUUGUCCACUUCGGCGAUCAAUAAUUCGGUCUGUUGAUCGAUAAUCCUUCAAUCUUGUCUCCAAUUAAAUUGAGGCUUUCACUGAU
Lemur catta (Ring-tailed lemur) is the source of this 4945-nucleotide messenger RNA. It is a transcript of the gene PDE4A, whose product is annotated as phosphodiesterase 4A. Gene Ontology annotation, molecular function: 3',5'-cyclic-AMP phosphodiesterase activity. The transcript has 9 exons. The record is from RefSeq and is a predicted model, not a curated record. NCBI's taxonomy places the organism in Eukaryota, Metazoa, Chordata, Mammalia, Primates, Lemuridae. The coding region runs from base 813 to 2921 and encodes 702 amino acids. Gene Ontology annotation, cellular component: cytosol; nucleus; perinuclear region of cytoplasm. Gene Ontology annotation, biological process: signal transduction.